AUGUUGCCGAGGACCCGUCUUAACGAACCCAGCGGCAAAGAGGAUAUUCUUCCUCCUUCCGAGGGGCAGAUUGAAGCCCUUGGGAUCAACAACUGGCGUGAUCUUGAGAGGCAGGUCGUCAAGCGCCUUAUACAAGCUGGCCUCAGUAGCCUGAACGAGGAUCUCAGUCUCGAAGGGUACCAAUAUGGCACUGCCGUGUCAGUCCUCAGCGUCGGAUACUUCCUCGGUCAAAUCUCGUCCACUAUGAUCAUUGGAAAAGUGCGACCUAGUGUGUAUCUUUGUUGGAUGGCCUUGGUCCGGUCUAAAGUCUCGGUCGCAACCUGUGGUGUCAAGGACUACCAGGGUCUCAUCGCCGUCAGAUUCUUCCUUGGUGCGGUCGAAGCACCACCAUUCCCUGGUAGAAGUUUCCUAUAG
This is a messenger RNA of Colletotrichum orchidophilum, 414 nucleotides long. RefSeq names its product MFS transporter. Bases 1 to 414 code for a protein of 137 amino acids. The transcript is spliced from 3 exons. The record is from RefSeq and is a predicted model, not a curated record. Gene Ontology annotation, cellular component: membrane. Gene Ontology annotation, molecular function: transmembrane transporter activity. NCBI's taxonomy places the organism in Eukaryota, Fungi, Ascomycota, Sordariomycetes, Glomerellales, Glomerellaceae.